CAUUGAACCGUGAGUACCCAACACAACGAAGCCCACCAUGGACGACGAUUACACCAUGGAGGAUGACGCUGCUCUUCGCCAAUUUAUGCCCGCCUCUUUCGGCAAACAAGAUGCAGGCGUAGACGUCGAGGCGCAAAUCGAACGGUGUCGCAGACCGGUCGUGGAUCCGCGCAAGCAGGCUGCGACGAGCAAGCCGGAUAGCGACAAGGACUCGGACGAUGAUGAUAGCGACGAUGACGACGACGACUAUGAAGACGAAUUUCCAGUCUCGCACGGACUCGUAAUCAAGACACACGAAAAGACGGUGACAACGAUUGCACUGGAUCCAUCGGGAACGCGCCUUGUCACUGGGUCGACUGACUGCACGCUUAAACUACAUGAUCUAUCCGCUAUGACACCUACGACGAUACGCGCCUUCAAGGAGGUGAAUCCUUUUGUUACAAAGGCCUCCCAGACUGCCGAAUCACACUCGAUAUACCAGGUCCUUUUCGGCCCUCACUCCGGUGGCCAGUUCCUUGUGAUUACUGCCACAUCGCAGGCGCGCAUCUUCAACAGAGAUGGAGAUCAGAUCAGCGAGUUCAAGAAGGGCGAUAUGUAUUUGAGGGAUAAGCUCAAUACCAAAGGGCAUACUGCGGAGAUCACCAGCGGCGCAUGGCACCCUACGAACCGAGACCUAUUCGUGACGGCAGGGACUGAUAGCACGGUCAGGAUAUGGGAUGUGAACAAUCGCAUGGAGCAGAAGCACGUCAUUGUCCACAAGUCAAAAGCGGCGGGUUCAGCUGGAAUGACACGGAUGACCGCAAUAGCGUGGGGCACGGCACCUGAAGGACAGAACGGGCUCAUUGUUUCUGCAGCCUUGGAUGGAAGUCUGGUGAUGUGGAAUGGUGAAGGACCGUUCCAUCGUCCAGCAGGUGAAAUUCGGGACGCCCAUGCGAAGGAUACCUGGACAAGCGGUCUCGACAUUAGUUCCGAUGGUAGGUUGGUGAUCACUCGCGGUGGUGACGACACCAUCAAGCUAUGGGAUACUCGCAAAUUCAAGGCACCCAUCAACACAGUCGCGCAUCCUUCAACAUCAUUCCAAUAUCCGACAUCGAACAUCCAGUUCGCACCCAACAUGCAGAGCGUAAUCACCGGAUCUGAGACAGGCGAUUUGCACAUCCUCAAUCCUGCUACCCUACGACCCGAGCUUGUCACUCCCGUUACACCUGGAUCUCCACUAGUCACAGUGAACUGGCAUCCCAAACUCAACCAGAUUAUCACCGGAUCAGCCAACGGCCAAACUACGAUUCUGUUCAACCCCAAGCUCUCCUCACACGGUGCCCUGACCAUCCUCAGUAAAGCCCCCAAGAAGCGCCAUCUUGAUGAUGAUCCCAGCUUGACUACUGAUAUGGAUCCUCUCGGCAUGGCAGGAGAAGCUGUCGCUGGAGGCGGCGGCGGUCCUCAGCCAGGCUCCUUUGCCGCGCGCCACCCUACAAUUGGCCUGACAGCAUCAGGAAAAUCUAGAGACCCUAGGAGACCACACAUUCCCGCGACUACACCUUUCGCCAAAACAACACCUGACGAGAGACAUAUCAAGGAAAGCAUCCCGCUCAGUAGUAUGCGUGAUGAAGAUCCAGUCGAGGCCUUGCUUAAGUAUGCACCAAAAGAAGGUGAGAAGAAGCUAUUCACGGGUGUUUACGACCAGACCCAGCCAAAGACGAUAUACAAGGAGUACGACAGUGACGAAGAUGAGCCGAGUAGCAAGCGCCCCAGGCGUUGAAAGCUUGUAGCCCAAAAGUUUGCAUUGUUGGAGUUAAAGACCAGUUACUAGAUCAUAUACCCAUAAAUUACUUCAUCUUUCGAACAGAGCCCAAUGACGGUUCCCUGUAAUGUUUGAAAAUUGACCAAUUGCAU
Molecule: messenger RNA, 1893 nt
Organism: Aaosphaeria arxii CBS 175.79
Lineage: Eukaryota; Fungi; Ascomycota; Dothideomycetes; Pleosporales
Product: WD40 repeat-like protein
Exons: 1
Coding region: 38-1759 (573 amino acids)
Biological process (GO): regulation of DNA double-strand break processing
Cellular component (GO): site of double-strand break; nucleus
Molecular function (GO): protein binding
Source: RefSeq, a predicted model, not a curated record